Molecule: messenger RNA, 4044 nt
Organism: Scatophagus argus
Lineage: Eukaryota; Metazoa; Chordata; Actinopteri; Scatophagidae
Gene: letm2
Product: leucine zipper-EF-hand containing transmembrane protein 2
Exons: 11
Coding region: 286-1830 (514 amino acids)
Biological process (GO): intracellular monoatomic cation homeostasis
Cellular component (GO): mitochondrial inner membrane
Molecular function (GO): ribosome binding
Source: RefSeq, a predicted model, not a curated record
GUAUGACCUUCCAGUGCAGCUGCGCCUGCGAAGGCUGCACAAGGCAAGUGAACGGUAGGGAGCUGUCAAACGUCGAAUCUAGAAGCGAUUUAAACGUGUAAACCCACCGUAAAUGGGUUUAUCACCACACCAGGAGUCACUCACGUCGCUCCCGUUUACCUCGACCGAUUGUUGUGGAUGGAUUAUAUUAUUCAAGUCUCACCAAGAAGCCUUGCAACGCCCAGUCAGCAGCGACAGCCAUAGCUCCGUCAUUGACGCUGGAGAAUACUGUAAUCUGCCCCUGCAAUGGCCGUCUUUAGUCACCAGGUGCUCCUUGCAGUUACAAGAUCAAGGGGAUCAUAUUUGUUGUCCAAGAGGCACAGCUGCUCCUCUCUGUCUUCCAAAGCCUAUCUCCACAUAGACCCUGCUCGCCACUUUUCGCCCUCACUCACACUCAGGCACUCCCGCUAUGGCUACCCCCACUGUUACCGAGGCCACGCCAUCAGUCGUGGCCACAGCUCCGCCCUGCUCGCCCGCUCUCUGCACAGCUCAGGGGUUUGGCUCCAAGACGUAAAGCAGGAGAACACUAAACUCUCACCAGCUGCUACCCAGGAUGCUGCUUCUGGAGCAAAAAAGGACUCUGUGGCUGCUGCACCCCAGUCCUCGCCUCCAUCAGCUCCCACUCCAACUCCCAGCUCCACCGUCUCAGCGGCCGCUGUCCCUCCGGUGCAGGAGAAGGCAGUCUUGAAAAAGUCUCUGUAUCAGAGGAUUGUGGAUGAGUUGAAGCAUUACUACAAUGGCUUCCGGUUACUUGGCAUCGACAUCAAGAUUGCAGGCAGGAUGGUGUGGAGGCUGUUGCAUGGACAAGUGCUCACACGCAGGGAGAGGAGAAGGCUGAUGAGGACCUGCGCUGACCUUUUCCGUCUGGUGCCCUUCAUGGUGUUUAUCAUCGUUCCUUUCAUGGAGUUCCUUCUUCCGGUAUUCCUCAAACUCUUCCCAGAGAUGCUGCCCUCCACCUUCGAGACAGAGUCCAAAAAGGAGGAGAAGCAGAAGAAGGGGCUGGCAGCUAAGCUGGAACUGGCCAAGUUUCUCCAAGAGACCAUCGCUGAGAUGGCUCGAAGGAAUAAAGCAAAAGCUCAGACACAAGACGAGACGCAGCGUUUCUCCACAUAUGUUCAGAAGGUUCGGGGAACAGGUGAGCAGCCCACAACGAAGGACAUAGUCCGGUUCUCAAAGCUGUUUGAAGACGAGCUGACGCUUGAGCACCUAGAGCGCCCCCAGCUGGUGGCUCUGUGUAAGCUGCUGGAGCUGCAGCCAAUCGGCACAAACAACCUGCUGCGUUUUCAGCUGAUGAUGCAACUGAGAACCAUCAAGUCAGAUGAUGAGAUGAUUGCAGCAGAGGGUGUGGCGGCUAUGAGUGUGUCAGAACUGCAGGCAGCGUGUCGUAGUCGGGGGAUGAGGUCUCUGGGUCUCACCUCUGACCAGCUACGUCUGCAGCUGCAGCAGUGGCUGGACCUGCACCUGAAGGAAAACGUUCCUCCAUCGCUGCUUCUGCUCUCCAGAGCCAUGUAUCUGACGGACCUCAAACCAAAACCCCCUGUCAUCCCGCCUGUUCCCAAACUCGAGAAGGCUACUCCUCCUCCAGUGGAGAACACAGGAGCAAACACACCCUCAGUCAGUACUGACAUGUUGGCAGACCCUGCUCUCAUCAUCAAAGACAGACCGGUGGAGGAGAUGAGAGACAAGGCCCCUGUGGUGAUGGACAAACCUCUCACUCCUGCUGAAGUCCUUCAGGCUAAAGCAGCGACAGAGGUGUCCCAGAAGAGCAAGAUGAGUGCCAAUGGUGUGUAAAGAAGAGCAGGAGCUUCGGGACAGAAGGGAGGGAUGGACCCACACAGCCUUGUGUCCUCUGUGGACGGAAGGUCUGCUGUCUCUUCUGCUUGGCCUCAGCAGCUGCUUCUUCGUACCCUCGACCCUCGGCUUUUCACAUUUUUGCACUCCGUUCUCCAUAGCUCUCUGUCAGAGCUGGACAAAUCAGCCUGAAAUUUCACUGGACUGGCAGCCCACUGAUGGUCUGAUUUCUUUGACCUUGUCUUGGAAAUGAAGCCCAAGCCGCCCAUGACAUAUCCAGGUCUACUGUCUGUUUGACGGUGUCUCCUUACGGUCUAGACGGUCUCCUCCUCCUCCUCCUGUAAAUUUGUAAAUAUCCUGUAUAUUUUUUGUCUCUUAACAGUCUUGUUUUAUUUGGAUACCUUUUUGCUCAUGUUCAAGAUGUGGGAAAAGUCAUCAGUUUUUCAGAAAUACUUUGCUGAAAGUUUUGGUUCAGUAGGUGUCCCAUGUCAGGAAAGCAAGCAGGACCAUGCUGAUGUACUGAAGCAGACACCAAAAGAUUUUCACAUUCUGAGCCCGUGUUUCAGUAAAGUGCAAAGGUUCGGUCAAAAUGACAUCGUCUCUUUUUGUCAGCUGGUGUGGGGGCAGAUUUGGACUGGUCCUGCCUCUGAGCUUGGUGGACAUUGCAUAGUUGCUUGCUGCGGUAAUUAGCAAAUGUAGUCUGCUUUGUUCUUCAGAGAGCAGUCACUCCUUAAACCCAGAGGUGACUAUGGUGAGGUGUAGCCUGGCUCCGCCACUGAAUGGACGGUCUGUAGAAAAAUGCAGUUUAUUUGCAUAUAUAGUGUAUAUAUUGUGUUUUAACACUAUGAUGCAAAUGACAUCUUAAAAUUAAACGAGAAAAUACUUGAUUUUUUUUUUGCAUAAAGUUAUGUUAUUGACAUGGAAGAGAAGCUUAAAUCCUGAAGCCACAGAUGAGAUUGUUAUUUUUGAUAUUGUGGCACUAAAAGAGGUAAAUGUAUAGCAUUAAGACGGAUUUGCCUAAAUGUUCAUUAAGCUCUCAUAAAUAUGUGACCCUAGAAGUUGUUAAUGGAUAGUUUACCACAUAAAUGUGUAUUGCAUAAAAUGCAGUUUUGCAGUGUUAAAGAUUUUGCAGUCCUCCCAUCCGCUUUAUACCUUUGACAUUGUUGGAGUAACUGACUUCAUUGCAGCUCAAUGAAAUUUUAUCUCCAUGCCAUUUUUUCCUCAUUGACAUCCACCCAUGGGCACCUCCCAGAUAUGGGAUCCAUGAAUAAAAGGAUAUUUUUUAAACAAAGAGACUGCUAAUGAAGAUUUAUAUUAUUGGUUUUACAUAUGUGCCUAAGGUUAAAGGGCGGUUAAGGGUUUGCAUUUAUCGUCAGAGCAGAUAUUUUCCAUAUUGCAUCAUUGUCCGUUUGUGUUUUGGUUUGAUUAUUCACCAUAGUGUGUUCUGAGCGCCCAGUUGCACCUUUUCUCUUCAGUGGAAUGUCUCCUUUUCCCUUACCCAGCUGAUCCAAGUAUCAAUCCAAACCCAAAUGAAUCCUUUCCUCAUAGUCACAAGUGCUGGAACUGCUGAAAAAGCGACCACCUUUUCAGUCAGCUCUGCGCUCGUGAUGCAAAAGGAUUGAGAAAUAAAAUUAAAAAGACUUAGAACAUUUAUCUCUGGUUUGCCACCUGCUGCCAUAUAUAUAAAACAAAAAAAAAAACAUUCAAGAUUUCCCAGCAUGUUGGGAUGUGAACUGAUUUAUGCAACGUUUAGAGCAGUGGGUGCAAGUUUUUCUCACUUUACGCAUUUGAUGACUGGUGCCGUCUACUAAACAAAUGCACAGCAACUAAGUAAUGGUGAUGACUGGUCUCCUUUUUUUUUUCCUGCUGUGCCUCUGAGACCUGCCAGACUGAAAAAUGUUGAAAAUGUCUUUCCUCAGUUAUUGGACACCUCUUGCAUAGUGUUUGUUUGCUCUUCAUUCAUUAGCCUCAUAGUGUGUGUGCUGACAACGCUGUACCCGUCUGGAAACUAUUAUUACCUGCUGCUAUCAGGGAUGAAUUGAUACAUCAGUGACAUCAUGAUGUGUCCCCUCUGUUCACUUUCUUUCAGUUCAAAAUUGCACUACUGUCCAGUUACUUCUAACGCUGCAUUUAAUUCAUGCAUCACAUUACCAUGGCAAAUGAGUUACGAAAAAAAAAAAACAGUCACAUGAUUAAAACCGUGAACCCUUUGAA